Molecule: messenger RNA, 1683 nt
Organism: Synchytrium microbalum
Lineage: Eukaryota; Fungi; Chytridiomycota; Chytridiomycetes; Synchytriales; Synchytriaceae
Exons: 6
Coding region: 1-1683 (560 amino acids)
Biological process (GO): protein ubiquitination; ubiquitin-dependent protein catabolic process
Cellular component (GO): nucleus
Molecular function (GO): ubiquitin protein ligase activity; zinc ion binding
Source: RefSeq, a predicted model, not a curated record
AUGGCUGGUGAUGAAUUCGAAGACGAGGAAGAUGAAGAAGACUUGGACGAAGACGACGAAGAAUCCUACUCGGACUGGGAAGAAGAUGAAGAAGGAGAGGAAUCAGAAGAAGAAACAUCCAUUGCAAACAACAACACAACCACCACAACAACAUCUGCUACAACUACAACAACAGCAACAACAACUACAACAUCAUCUAAUAAUCACCACCAUCACAAUAAUGUUACUACGUCUUCGACUCGUUCAGCUCGCUCAUCAGUCUCUUCACGUCAUUCUCAUGGAUCUGCUGCUUCAGACGCUUCUCAACCACGUGUGUCGGAAGACAAUGGUUCAGUCGACAGCUCGGAUGCCGCUGGAAGUACGUCUUCUGCCAGACCUCCAGUCGUUCGACAAGAUAAUGAACAACAACGCAAGGAGAAAGAAGUAGCUGUAGCUCAACAGCAGACUGAUUUGAGACGUCGUAUUAUGACUAUUCAGCAAGAUACCACAAUCUCUCCUGCAGACAAGGCAAAGAAGAUUCAGGAACUCAUGACAAACCAAUGGAAUAGCAAGCAAAAGUCAACAAGUUCUCGUGGUGCUAUGGCCAGCAACAAAUUGGAGCACAAGCGUUCUGACUUUGAUGCUAUUACUGAUACCGAUCGUUCCAAGACUUACCACGACAAAGAUGCUCAAAUUUUGGGAUGCAAGCAUUAUCAAAGAGCUACCAAAUUACAAGCUCAUUGCUGUGGAAAGUGGUAUACCUGUCGAUUCUGUCAUGACGAAGUUUCAGACCAUAAUAUCAUUAGAAACUUGACCACCACCAUGAUGUGUAUGUACUGCAACAAGGUUCAACCCGCUGGACAGGACUGCGUCAAUGCCGAAUGCAAACGUCGAGUAUCAAAGUAUUACUGCAAGGAGUGCAAGUUGUGGGAUGAUGACCAACGCAAGAACAUUUACCAUUGUUAUGAUUGUGGUAUUUGUCGAAUUGGAAAAGGAUUGGGUCAAGAUUACUUCCACUGCAAAAAGUGCAAUGUUUGUAUGGCUAUCUCCCUCAAAGGUCGUCACAAGUGUAUUGAACGCAACUUGGAGUCUGAUUGUCCAAUCUGUGGCGAAUAUAUGUUUACCUCUACUACUACUGUCAUCUUCAUGCCUUGUGGACACUGUAUUCACUACAAGUGCCACCAAGAAUAUAUUCAGACGUCAUAUCAAUGCCCAACAUGUUUUAAAUCGCUUGCCAAUAUGACGGAAUACUUCAAACGUAUUGAUGCCAUGCUGGCACAACACCAGAUGCCACCCGAAUAUGCCAACUCACGGUCCCUGAUAUAUUGCAAUGAUUGUGAGAAGAGAAGUUGGGCCAAAUUCCAUUUCCUAUACCACAAAUGCAACGAAUGCAAAGGAUACAACACAAAGAUUCUGAAAACCGUGGAUAUCUUACCUGGACAACCCUUCCCUGGAGAAUCGGAAUUGGAUGUCAAGACAGGAGCAGGAGCAAUUGGCGCAAGUGGUAGUGCAUCUGGAACGCCGACUUCUGCUGCUACGAUGGUUGAUGUUGACACAGCCAUGACCAGUAGUGUUGCCGCAAUCACCGUGAAUACUGCCCUCAUUACAGCUACAGAACCACCAGCAUUGGCUAGACGGGGAAGCGAGUCUGGGUCGAGUACUCACUCAGCAUCUUCCUCAUCUUCCACCACAUCCAUGUAUUGA